This is a messenger RNA of Synchiropus splendidus (mandarinfish), 642 nucleotides long. RefSeq names its product adenine nucleotide translocase lysine methyltransferase (gene antkmt). Gene Ontology annotation, biological process: positive regulation of proton-transporting ATP synthase activity, rotational mechanism; regulation of mitochondrial ATP synthesis coupled proton transport; peptidyl-lysine trimethylation. The record is from RefSeq and is a predicted model, not a curated record. Gene Ontology annotation, cellular component: mitochondrion. The coding region runs from base 1 to 642 and encodes 213 amino acids. Gene Ontology annotation, molecular function: protein-lysine N-methyltransferase activity. The transcript has 5 exons. NCBI's taxonomy places the organism in Eukaryota, Metazoa, Chordata, Actinopteri, Syngnathiformes, Callionymidae.
AUGGAUGACGACGCCCCUGAAGAGAUUUUUGAUGAACUAAAGCCCAAGGAGCUCAAGUUUUGGGAUGUUGCUCAGAUAGCUGUUGGUACUGGACUGGCCGUCUAUGCCAUGUGGGCUGGGAUACUGCAACCAGGAUUCCGGAAAGUCCCCCUGAAGCUUCAGGUCCCGUACAUCCCUGCCAGCAGAGCCCAAGUUCAGAACGUCAUGACGUUAUUGAAAGGCAGAAAGGGGAAUCUGGUGGAUCUCGGGUCUGGUGACGGCCGCAUUGUUUUAGAAGGACACAGGCUUGGCUUCACUCCCGCUAUUGGUUAUGAGCUCAACCCCUGGCUGGUGCGCUUGGCCCGCUUCCACGCGUGGAGGGCAGGACAACACAGUAAAGUGUCAUACCGAAAGGAAGAUCUUUGGAAGGUAGACUUGACUGAAUGCAAGAACGUCACGGUCUUUUUAGCUCCCAGUGUGCUUCCAUUGCUGCAAAAGAAGUUGCACAACGAGCUUCCGGAUGAUGCCGUUGUGGUGGCCGGUCGUUUUCCGCUCCCAGACUGGAAGCCCUGCAGGAUCGAGGGACAAGGAGUGGACAGAGCUUGGGCGUACUCAAUGCAGGCACAGAGAAAAAACAAGUCCAAGCUGUCACAAGACAAAUGA